Molecule: messenger RNA, 3345 nt
Organism: Sphaeramia orbicularis (orbiculate cardinalfish)
Lineage: Eukaryota; Metazoa; Chordata; Actinopteri; Kurtiformes; Apogonidae
Gene: ddr2l
Product: discoidin domain receptor family, member 2, like
Exons: 19
Coding region: 338-2971 (877 amino acids)
Biological process (GO): positive regulation of kinase activity; positive regulation of neuron projection development; multicellular organism development
Cellular component (GO): signaling receptor complex; plasma membrane
Molecular function (GO): protein tyrosine kinase collagen receptor activity; ATP binding; collagen binding
Source: RefSeq, a predicted model, not a curated record
AGUGUUUUUUUUUUUGGUCCACUUUUUGCGGAUCCGCUUUUCCUGAACUUUUUCAGGCUCUAAACUCGGAUUAAACCGGAUUAAAACGGUCCGGGGUCCAGACGGAACCGGGCCGGGACUCCAGAGGACUAGGGUCCGGUAUUUGUUUUUGUUUUUUACCAUGAGGACACUGUGAGACUCCGACAACAAACACACCAGCCUGCCGGACUGAGCGCACCGAGACCCGGACGGACCCGGACUGAAGACCCGCUGCUGGACCCGGACCGGACCAGGACCUGGACCGGAGGGAACCCCCCGACAGACAUGUAGUGUGUGUGGCUGUGAUCGGCGGACCAUCAUGCACCUCUUCCUUCUGCUGAUCCUUCACGCCACAGCAGCCGACGGACAGAUCGACCCUGCACACUGUCGCUACGCUCUGGGCAUGGAGGACGGUCGGAUCAGAGACCAGGACAUCACAGCGUCCAGUCACUGGUACCAGACCACCGGGCCACAGUACGCCAGAUUUAACCGUGAGGACGGAGACGGAGCCUGGUGUCCAGAAGGACAGCUGGAACCGACAGACAGUCAGUACCUGCAGGUGGACCUGGGCAGACUCACCUUUAUGACGGUCGUUGGGACUCAGGGACGGUUCGCCAGAAACUCUGGAAACGAGUUCGCUCGAGCGUACAGACUGAACUACAGCCGAGACGGAGUGACCUGGAAGACCUGGAAGAACCGGCUCGGAUCCACGGUGAUGGAGGGGAACAGGAACGCCUACACGUCCGUCAUCAAUGACCUCCACCCCCCCAUCGUAACCCGAUAUGUGCGCCUGAUCCCGGUCACCAGGGUGUCGACCACCGUGUGCAUGAGGGUGGAGCUUUACGGCUGCCAAUGGGACGACGGCCUGAUCUCCUACGAUGCCCCCGAGGGUCAGCUGAUGAUGCGGCCCGGUUACCUCAUCGCCAGCCUCAACGACUCCACAUACGACGGGACGCACGAGCGCAGGAGGCUGUCGGGCGGGUUGGGCCAGCUGACGGACGGCGUGGUGGGCCUGGACGACUUCCUGCGGAGCCGUCAGUACCACGUGUGGCCAGGCUACGACUACCUGGGCUGGAGGAACGACUCGGCCGGCACUCAGGGAAGCGUGGAGAUGGAGUUCAGCUUCGAGCGGCAGAAGAACUUCACCUCCAUGAAGGUUCACAGUAACAACAUGUUCUCCCGCGGCGUGAAGAUCUUUUCCUCUGUGACCUGCUGGUUUAAGCCCCGCCUCACUGCGGGCUGGGGGGCGGAGCCUGUUGUCUUUAAAACAGUUCUGGACGACCGGAACCCGAGCGCCCGUUACGUCACGGUGCCACUGAACCAACAAACGGCCACAUCCAUCCGCUGCAGGUUUACCUUCGCCGACGUCUGGAUGAUGUUCAGUGAGAUCUCAUUUCAGUCAGAGGACACCGUCCUCCCUACACAGGUCCUGUUGGUGGUGACGUCUCCUUCAGUGAACCAGGAAACCAACUGGACCACCACACCUGGGACAGUCCACCCAUCGGCCAGUGCUCCGCCCGACGACGGGAAGACUCCUGUUCUGAUUGGCUGCCUGGUGACCAUCAUCCUGCUACUGGUGCUCAUCAUCUUCUUCAUCCUCUGGUGUCAGUACGUCUGCAAAGUGUUGGAGAAGGCUCCUCGGCGGAUCCUGGAUGAGGAGGUGACGGUCCGACUGUCGUCCUGCAGUGACACCAUCGUUCUCCAGACCCCACCUGUCCCCCCCCGCUCAGGCCACACCCCCACAGGCCCAGUCAACGCUGACCCUCACUAUGAGCGGGUUUUCCUGUUGGACCCUCAGUACCAGAACCCGGCGGCGUUCAGAACCAAACUGCCAGAGUUAUCUGAGAGCGCCGAGGCCUCAGCGUGCGGAGGAGGUUACGCCGAGCCCGAUGUCACCCAGUGUACGCCCCAUCAGUGUUUCCAUAGUGACGCCCCUCACUACGCAGAAACUGACAUCGUGCGUCUUCAGGGCGUUACCGGUAGCAACAUGUACGCUGUCCCCGCCCUGACCGUCGACUCGCUCACCAGGAAGGACAUUUCUGCCGCCGAGUUUCCACGGCAACAGCUGAUCUUCAGGGAGAAGCUGGGGGAGGGUCAGUUUGGCGAGGUCCACCUGUGUGAGGCUGAGGGUCUGCCAGAGUUCCUGGGGGAGGGGUCACCUCUACCAGAGCGAGACGGAAGGGCAGUGCUGGUGGCCGUCAAACAGCUGAGAGCCGACGCCACGGCCCAGGCCAGAAACGACUUCCUGAAGGAAAUCAAGAUCAUGUCUCGUCUGAACGACGCCAACAUCAUCCGUCUGCUGUGUGUGUGCGUGACCUCUGACCCCCUGUGCAUGGUGACCGAGUACAUGGAGAACGGAGACCUGCACAUGUUCCUGUCGCAGAGGGAGAUGGAGAGCACGCUAACACACGCUAACAACAUACCUUCAGUCAGUCUGUCGGACCUGCUCCAUAUGUCGGUCCAGAUCUCCUCGGGCAUGGCCUACCUGGCCUCUCUGAACUUUGUGCACCGGGACCUGGCCUCCAGGAACUGUCUGCUGGACCGACGCCUCACCAUCAAGAUCGCAGACUUCGGAAUGAGCCGGAACCUGUACAGCAGCGACUACUACCGCAUCCAGGGACGAGCGGUGCUGCCCAUCCGCUGGAUGGCCUGGGAGAGCAUCCUGCUGGGGAAGUUCACCACUGCCUCAGACGUGUGGGCCUUCGGUGUGACGCUGUGGGAGAUCUUCACUCUGUGUAAAGAACAGCCGUACAGUCUGCUGUCGGACCAGCAGGUCAUCCAGAACACUGGAGAGUUCUUCAGGAACCAGGGACGACAGAUCUUCCUGUAUGCUCCGCCCCUCUGCCCGCCCUCUCUCUUUGAGCUCAUGAUGCGCUGUUGGAGUCGGGACCUCCCAGACCGGCCCACCUUUGAGGGCCUUUUUCAGGCCCUGAGGCCUCAUGUCCACCAGUGAACCAGGACCGGAACCAGGACUCAAAACCAGGACCAGAACCGGGACUCAGUGGACCUUCUUCAACACAAAGACAUGGAACCCACUUUAAAGGAAGCGCUCACACUUUUUUUAAUUCUGAGACACAUACCCCUGUGGUUGGGGCAAACCCUAGCCCUACCUGUGCCCCUGUGGUUUGACGGUCCUUUCGAACACUGUGUCUCUUCUUCUUCUUGUUCAUAUUUUUACUCCACACUGGAACUGGGGUUCAGGGUUAAGGGUCAAAUGCUUUUAUUUGUAGAUGUUUAUUGUAUUUGUUUCCUGUUUAUUGUAUUUCUGUUUUUGUGAAUUUAAAUGUUGUUGAGUGUUAAACCUGUGUGGGGGGUCAGGGCCUGGGG